Mya arenaria is the source of this 988-nucleotide messenger RNA. RefSeq names its product 28S ribosomal protein S7, mitochondrial-like. Gene Ontology annotation, molecular function: mRNA binding; structural constituent of ribosome; rRNA binding. Gene Ontology annotation, biological process: ribosomal small subunit assembly; translation. The transcript is spliced from 6 exons. The coding region runs from base 30 to 710 and encodes 226 amino acids. The record is from RefSeq and is a predicted model, not a curated record. Gene Ontology annotation, cellular component: ribosome. Lineage: Eukaryota; Metazoa; Mollusca; Bivalvia; Myida; Myidae.
UCUAUGUUUUUUCUCAGACGAAAAACAAGAUGGCUGCGCCCAUAGGAGUCAGAUUGUCAAGAUUAUUUUUAUCGGAAACAAGACCAAUAUAUUCACUAUUUUCACGAUCAACCGUCUGGGACAGUAGAUUUAUUGAGCCGACCAAAUCUGUUGAGGAAAUUCAUAAUCCUUUAGCUGCAGAUGAUGAAAGGAGGUUCCACAAAAUAAAACCAGCUUCAUUAGACACAUAUACAUUUGCAGAUUAUGACCCAGUUCUUCAGAAAUUUUCUAACAUGCUGAUGAAAGAUGGGAGAAAGCAAAUGACACGAGAAAUUAUUGCCAAGACGUUCCAGUAUAUAAAACACGUUCAGUUGGAGAAAUAUCACACGGAAAAAGACGAGGUAAAAAAGAACGCCAUUGAGCUCGAUCCCUUCGUCAUUUUCCACACGGCAUUAGAAAACGGGAAACCAAUUCUUAUGACAAAGAAAGUUCGCAAGUCAGGGCAGAAAAUACAGGUUCCUGUCCCGUGUCCACCCCGCAGAGCCACUUUCCUGUCGAUGCGGUGGCUCAUUAAAGCCUCAGAGGACAAGAAAAAACAAAGAAGAUUGCAUGACAAACUCGGACAAGAAAUUAUAAAUGCUUUCAAUUUUGAGGGUGGGUUGAUACGUAAAAAGCAAGAAAUGCACAAGAUAUGCGAAGCAAACAAAGCAUUAGCAAGUCUCGCAUACUGAAUAGGACAAUGUUUGGGAGUGUUGGAUAUAUAAUGUACCUAGUGGAAUUUUGUGCGAUACUGAAGUUUCAUGGUUGGUUUAAAGGCCUCGUGUUGUCACAAUACUUCUGCUUGGUUCUUCAAGACUUAGUAAUAACUUGACCAGGUAGCUGUAUCAUUGAUAUUAAAGCAGCGAGACCAGAGAGGGGAUUUUUAUAUUGAUGAUUGUCGAUUUAAAGGAAUAACAAUCAAGUUUGUAUCAAAACAGAUUUCUAUGACUAUAAAUUGUAUGAAAUGAUU